Corylus avellana is the source of this 993-nucleotide messenger RNA. RefSeq names its product cell differentiation protein rcd1-like. Gene Ontology annotation, cellular component: CCR4-NOT complex. The record is from RefSeq and is a predicted model, not a curated record. NCBI's taxonomy places the organism in Eukaryota, Viridiplantae, Streptophyta, Magnoliopsida, Fagales, Betulaceae. Gene Ontology annotation, biological process: mRNA catabolic process.
AUGGCAAACCUUCCACAAUCGCUGUUUGGGUCAGAUCCGCCGUCGUCGUCGUCGACAGGAGCGUCGGUUCCGAGCACGUCCGGAGCCAACUCUUCCACUACUGAUCAUGAAGACCCCUCAAGGGUCUACGUGGAGAAGUUGAUUGUUGCCCUUCGCGAUGAGAAUACCCGAGAAUGCGCUCUUGACCUCCUCAACAAGACUAGGGCAACUCGUGAAGAUUUAGCUCUACUGUUAUGGCAUUCUUCUGAAACAAUAUACAAGCUCUUAGAGGAAAUACUUGCAGUAUACCGCUUAAUAUCAAAACCAAACCUUACAGAAAGACAAUCAAAUCGAACAUGCAAUGCUCUUGCUCUACUUCAGUGUGUAGCUUCUCACCCAGAAACAAGGAAGCUGUUUAUCAAGGCUUACAUACCACACUAUCUAUACCCUCUUCUUAACAUUAUGAACAAAGAAAAGCCCUAUGAACAUUUAAGGCUUACCAGCUUAGGUGUUCUUGGUGCCAUAGUGAAGUCUGGUGAUGAAGAUGCCAUUCUUUUUCUUCUCGAAAGUCAAAUAUUUCCUUGUUGCCUUCGCUGCAUGGAAGUAGGCCAAGAAUUGUCAAAAACAGUUGCCACAUAUAUUGUUCAUAACAUUCUUAUGAAAGACGAGGGGCUCAAGUAUUGCUGUGCUUUUGCGCAACGAUUUUAUGCAGUGGACCAUGCUUUGCAAAACAUGUUAGAAAAUCUUGCUGAGGAGCCCUCACACCAGCUGCUAAGACACAUUAUUGGUUGUUAUCUGAGGCUCUCACAAAGUCCAAGGGCAUGUGAUGUGUUAAGAUACUCCCUUCCCACGAGGUUAAGAGAUCCUACCACGGUCAACCUCCUUCGUGACGACCCAACAGCCAUGGGUUGGCUGCAACAAUUAUUUUACAAUAUGUCAAACACAGGCCAAUAUACAACAGUGCCGACUGGAGAGUUAUUUGCACGCUUGCUUGGAGGCUAUAAAGCUGGGUGA